Octopus sinensis (East Asian common octopus) is the source of this 1614-nucleotide messenger RNA. Its product is annotated as myotubularin-related protein 2-like. The coding region runs from base 1 to 1614 and encodes 537 amino acids. The record is from RefSeq and is a predicted model, not a curated record. Lineage: Eukaryota; Metazoa; Mollusca; Cephalopoda; Octopoda; Octopodidae. The transcript has 2 exons.
AUGGAAAUGUUACGUGAAAUGAAACCAACUAGGAACUUGAUAGAUUUGUACGAAGAAGACAUAUUUUAUAAUCAUGAAAAGGAAAUAUCAACAUUUCCCAACAUGAUUCAUGUUCAUCCAGUACAUCGGUUCAAUGGGACUUUGGCCUUAACUAACUUCCGAAUAAUAUUUGUCUCUAAACUAAAUGAGGGUAUACACAAAUUUGAGAUUCCCCUUGGACUCGUUGGAAAUGUAGAAAUUUCGUCGCAUUCAUCCGACCUUUCUUCUGAAGCUGUCACUGUCUUUAUUGAUUGCAAAGACACUAGCUCGUUCAAAUUCAUUUCUCAGCCAAAAACGAAUUCAGGUCGGGAGUUUUACGAGCUUGUAAACAAACUGGCCUUUCCUCUUGUCAACGAUACGAUUAGUCUGUGGGCUUUCUACUUGGACGACAAAUACUCGUUUAAUGGGUGGGAAGUGUAUGUUCCUGCCAGAGAAUUGGGCAGACUCGGAAUUCCAAAUGACAUUUGGCUCCCGGUUGAGAUCUCCGACUCCAAGUUGAAAAGUUCCGCAAAAUUCCGUACAUGCGGGUGUUUUCCCACACUUUCUUGGAUCCACCCACGUACACAGGCGACCAUAUCGCGGAGUGGACAACCUCAGAUGGGCCCAUCAGGGCAAAGGUGUGUGGAGGAUGAGGAAACGAUGCAAGCUAUCCUCGACGCCAACACUCAAUCGCACUACAUACAUAUCUUCGACGCCCGCUCACAGAACACGGCAUCAGCUCAAACAGCGAAGGGUGGAGGAUUCGAGAGUCCCGAAUAUUAUCCUAGUUGCCAGUUGUCAUUUUUGAGCACUCCCAACAUACAUCUGGUCAGAGAAAGCUUCAAAAAACUAAAGACUGCCUUAUCUCCACCACUUGAGGAGUGCUCGUUUCUUUCUCGGCUGGACAAAUCUCAGUGGCUUUCCUACGUCUCACAAUUCUUGGAAGGAGCUCUUAAACUUGCGAUGGUUGUAGAGCACAGUCGUCAGUCAGUGGUUGUUCACAGUUCGGACAGUGGUGAUCGCAAUCCUCUUUUAACAUCUCUUGCAAUGCUCAUGUUGGAUCCAUUUUAUCGCACUCUUCACGGAUUUGAAGUGCUGAUUGAAAAGGAGUGGCUCUAUUUCGGCUCAAAUUUUGCAGUUCGUCAUGGACAUGGGAUGCCAGUUUAUUCAGAUUCACGGAGAUCUUAUAAUUUUGUACUGUUUAUGGACUGUGUAUGGCAAAUACUUUGCCAGUUCCCCAAUGUGUUUCAGUUCAAUGAAACUUUUCUGUUGGACAUCACUAAGCACAGCUUUUCAGCACACUUUGGUACGUUUAUCUUCAAUUCUGAAUCGGCCAUGGUUUUCGCGGAAGCCAAGAUUCGGACAGUUUCACUCUGGUCGUACUUUAACUCCCGUCUGGAUAGUUAUCGAAAUCCUCUUUAUUUGGACGAAUGUUGUCCCACAGUCAUAUUUCCCACUGUUUCUUCCAUAAAACUUAAGUUCUGGAGGAAUAUGUACCUCAAGAAUAAUAUGGCACUGCUGUACACAAACGAAAUGCUUGCUGUGAGGAACAAGGAGCUGCUUGAAUUCGAAUUAUCCAUCGCUGGUCAAGGCUAG